Phaeoacremonium minimum UCRPA7 is the source of this 2355-nucleotide messenger RNA. RefSeq names its product putative patatin-like phospholipase domain-containing protein. Gene Ontology annotation, molecular function: triacylglycerol lipase activity. The record is from RefSeq and is a predicted model, not a curated record. The transcript is spliced from 2 exons. Gene Ontology annotation, biological process: lipid metabolic process. Bases 1 to 2355 code for a protein of 784 amino acids. NCBI's taxonomy places the organism in Eukaryota, Fungi, Ascomycota, Sordariomycetes, Togniniales, Togniniaceae.
AUGGCUAAGACGUCUUCAUACCGGUUGCCGGACAAGAAGUACGGCUUCCCGCCUAGCUCCUUUGAUCCAGAAAAUCUCCCCGACUACGACCAUGAGUUUCUCACACCGCAGGAGCUCGAUGCCUUCAUCCAAGCCCUGAGCGCCCCCGACCCGAUCCAGCCCUCGGAGGAUGCAUCGACGGUCAGAAUAUCGAGCCCCGGCCUGCAGACCACCAGCAGCUGGGACGUGACCAAGCGCGCGUCCAGCGUCCUCGAGGAAGACCCGCAGAGCGCCGACACCUCCGCCUCCACGCCGAACGGCUCGGUUGGCCCGAACGGCGCGGCCCACCAGUCGCGCGACAGCCUCUUCAUCACGGCGCAGAACGACUGGGCGCCCGUGAACCAGAAGGUCGUGCGGCCGGGCAACCGCCGCUCGAGGAGGAAGGGGCGGCGCGCGGCCGGCAACGUCCUCGGCCGUCGCACCAAGGACGAGACGCGCGAGGGCUACCUCUACGGCCUGCUCAAGUGGCCGUUCCUGCUGUUCGUGGGCGGCUGGAUCAUCGGGCUGGCCGUCACUUACGUGUUCACGCGAACGUACAUAUCGUUCUACGAGCAGUUUGUCACCUGGAGGGGCCGACGAGAGCAGCUGCGGCGGAACAUGAGAGCUACUGCGAACUACAAAGACUGGAGGACGGCUGCCAAGCAGCUCGAUGAUUACCUGGGAAACCAGGCGUGGAAAGAGGAGAACGAAUUCGCAUAUUAUGAUCACAAGACUGUGAGGAGGGUAUGGGACCAGAUGCGAAAAUACAGGGCGAAGGCCGAAGAUGUCGAGUCCAAGCUAGACGGCAGAGCGAACUACCUCGAGGCAAGCAAUGAAGACCAGGCGAAUCGCGAUGACCGGUCGGCUGUGGAAGAUCUCAAGUCUCUGCUUGUUGCUUGCGUCAAGAACAACUUUGUUGGUGUCGAGAACCCGCGGCUAUAUAGCCAGACAUACUAUGGUACAAAGAACCUGGUGCAGAACUUUGUCGAUGAAGUGGAAAAGAGUUUGAGGUUUGUCCUAGACACCAAGCAGCUCCGGCUCGACGAGAAGCGAGUUAUAUUCAAGAGUAUGCAUCAAAACUAUGGCCGUACAGCCUUGUGUCUUUCCGGAGGCGCGUCUUUCGCUUAUUACCACUUUGGCGUGGUAAAAGCAUUACUAGAGGAAGAUCUCCUGCCAGAUGUCAUCACCGGCACCAGUGGCGGCGCCCUUGUGGCAGGCUUAAUUGCCACUCGCACGAACGAGGAACUGAAAGAGCUCCUCGUGCCUGCAUUAGCACAUAAGAUCACAGCAUGUUCGGAGCCAUUCACCGUCUGGUUUCGACGUUGGUGGAAGACUGGUGCUAGAUUCGACUCAGUUGACUGGGCGAAGCAGUGCUCGUGGUGGACGCACGGCUCAAUGACUUUUAGGGAGGCAUUUGAGCGUACAGGUCGCAUUCUGAAUGUCUCUUGCGUACCAGCAGAUCCACAUUCGCCUACUAUACUCUGCAACUAUCUCACAAGUCCGGACUGUGUCAUCUGGUCGGCUGUCCUGGCAUCCGCGGCAGUCCCUGGGAUUCUGAAUCCUGUGGUGCUUAUGAUGAAGACUCGCGACGGCAAUCUCGUUCCUUACUCGUUCGGUCACAAAUGGAAGGAUGGCAGUUUACGGACAGAUAUUCCUAUCAAAGCGCUGAACUUGCAUUUCAACGUCAACUUCACCAUCGUCAGCCAGGUCAACCCGCAUAUCAACCUGUUCUUCUUCUCUUCUCGCGGAAGAGUUGGCCAGCCGGUCACCCAUCGCAAGGGCCGCGGAUGGCGCGGCGGCUUCCUUGGAAGCGCAACCGAGCAAUACAUCAAACUAGACCUUACCAAGUGGCUCAAGAUACUAAAGCAAUUAGAACUAUUACCCCGGCCCCUGGGCCAGGACUGGUCUCAGAUAUGGCUGCAGCAAGGCUUCGGCGGCAGCAUCACCAUCUGGCCCAAGUCGAUCCCGUCCGACUUCGUCCACAUCCUCGCCGAUCCGGACUCGGGCCGCCUGGCGCGCAUGAUCCACGAGGGCCAGCAGAGCGCGUUCCCGACGGUCAAGUUCAUCGCGAACCGGCUGAAGAUCGAGCGGCUCGUCGAGCGGGGCCGGCGGGAGACGCGGCCGUUUGCGAGGCGCGGCAGCAUUGAGAGCAUCAUCAGCGAGGACGACCUGCGGCACCUGCUGCGCCGCCCCGGCACGGCGAGCAGCGUCACUGGCACGGACGAGGACACCACGGCCGAUGAGGCCGAUCACAAGGAGGAGGCCGUCGCUGAUGACGAGGAGUUUGCCGACGCGGCGGAGAGUGUUGCGAUGCUAGAUUCGACGAAGGAGAACUGA